AUGACCUCCUGGGCUGUCCUGCUCAUCGCCUCGGUGCUCCUGGUCGCCCCAGGGCUGGCCUUUUCCGGUCUGACUCCUGAACGCCACGACCAGGCAACGGCCCAUCUGUGCAAUGGAGAUGAGUUGUGCCAGGGCCUGGCCCAGGAGUAUCCCCAGGGUGGGCUGCUGCUCCAAGGAGAAGAGCUAGGCCUACUCUGUGGUCCUUGUCGGAAGAUAAUAAAAAGUCUGGAGGACAUGGUGGGAGAUCAGCCCAGUGAGGAUACCAUCCGCGAGGCGGCCGCCAAGGUGUGCAGCAAGAUGAAGCUGCUGAAACGUCCGUGUCAGUCAAUCAUGAAGAAAUUUCUCCGUCGCAUCACUGAGGACAUAAAAGCUGGAAAACAGCCUCAGGCUAUCUGUGUGGACAUCAAGGUCUGCAAAAGCAAGGCAGUAGGUUUCAUUUGAUUCCCUGGGUCCUCUGACCCCACCCUGGGGAAAAAGCACAGAAACUCCAGCAUCCUCAGCCAGCUCCUUCCUUCCUGAAUCCAGGAGUCUUCCUCCAGUUUCUCUCACCAAAUCCUUCCACUGCCU
This is a messenger RNA of Budorcas taxicolor (takin), 567 nucleotides long. RefSeq names its product granulysin (gene GNLY). The record is from RefSeq and is a predicted model, not a curated record. NCBI's taxonomy places the organism in Eukaryota, Metazoa, Chordata, Mammalia, Artiodactyla, Bovidae. Gene Ontology annotation, biological process: lipid metabolic process; defense response to bacterium; killing of cells of another organism. Gene Ontology annotation, cellular component: cytolytic granule. The transcript is spliced from 5 exons. Bases 1 to 441 code for a protein of 146 amino acids.